AUGAUCGCACAUAAAUAUCCCCACACUCGUAACUGGCUAUUCGGCUGCAUUGGCGGUUUCUUCUAUGUACUGCCAGGAUUUAUUGCCUAUUUCGGCAAUUACGAUCCCUUUUUUGUGCCUUCGCCACAAACGCAAAAAGACUCGUUCAUAGAUGAUCGCGAGUUCAGCGAAUUCUAUGCGCCAUUUCAUAUGAAUUUCGCUUGUUAUUUCAGUGGCGUACUUGCCGCCAUUGUCUACGAUGAAAUUUCUAGCAAACAAUUUAAACUGCAUAAAUCCAAAGUGUUUCAAUGCCUUUGUUUAACCAUUCCAUAUGCUUUUGUUAUCCUAUUGAGUGGCGUAUAUUUUGAUAAUCACGGCGGGCCACUUUGGCGACAUAUUGUUGAACGUGAGCAGCUGGCUUGUCGCAAGAAUUGGUGGGCUAAUUUGCUUUAUAUCAAUAACUAUUACAGGAACAAUGAGAAGUGUAUGCUUCAGAGCUGGUAUUUGGCAUCCGAUACUUUCUCAUUUAUGAUUUCUUUGCUCAUAUUAAUGAUCGCACAUAAAUAUCCCCACACUCGUAACUGGCUAUUCGGCUGCAUUGGCGGUUUCUUCUAUGUACUGCCAGGAUUUAUUGCCUAUUUCGGCAAUUACGAUCCCUUUUUUGUGCCUUCGCCACAAACGCAAAAAGACUCGUUCAUAGAUGAUCGCGAGUUCAGCGAAUUCUAUGCGCCAUUUCAUAUGAAUUUCGCUUGUUAUUUCAGUGGCGUACUUGCCGCCAUUGUCUACGAUGAAAUUUCUAGCAAACAAUUUAAACUGCAUAAAUCCAAAGUGUUUCAAUGCCUUUGGUAUGCGCUUAUUCCGGCUGGUAUUCUUUGGCUCUUAUCGGCUCAUCCUAUCUAUCAGCAUUACUAUGAGGAGCAACCACAUUUUUGGAAUAGUGUCUAUGCUGCCAUACAACGCAAUAAUUGGGGUUUAGCCUUGGGCGUAUUCGUGGUGGGCAUGGCUUGCAAAGUUGGAGGUUUAUUCCGCAAAUUUUCUUGUUUGCCUAUUUUCCGUAUUUUAGGUCGUCUGACGUAUGGCGCCUUCGUGAUACACAUUUUUGUAGCGCGCUUUGUAUUGGGCACGUUGAGAACUCCACUUUUCUUUGGCCCUGAGGUUAUGUUCUCCUUUAUACUAUCUACGUUGGUAGUUUCUUAUUUACUUUCACUGCUGUUAGCCAUUCUGGUUGAAUUGCCUACAUCAGCAUUGCUGAAACUUAUGCGUUAGAUUUUUUUUCUAAAUCAAGAUGAUUAUGUCGCUUGCCAAAUUGCCCAGGGAAUAUGAACAUCAUGACCCGUAAUUUCGAUUUAAAAGACUAGCUCAAAAAUAGCUUCAAUACCCAGCGAAUGAGUAUACCAACUUUUUUAGUUGUUAAUUUUAAGAUUUAAAAGCUUUUUAUUUAUAAAAAUACAUAUUUUUAAGUACAUUA
Rhagoletis zephyria (snowberry fruit fly) is the source of this 1447-nucleotide messenger RNA. RefSeq names its product nose resistant to fluoxetine protein 6-like. Lineage: Eukaryota; Metazoa; Arthropoda; Insecta; Diptera; Tephritidae. Gene Ontology annotation, molecular function: acyltransferase activity, transferring groups other than amino-acyl groups. The record is from RefSeq and is a predicted model, not a curated record.